Molecule: messenger RNA, 1317 nt
Organism: Rotaria sp. Silwood1
Lineage: Eukaryota; Metazoa; Rotifera; Eurotatoria; Philodinida; Philodinidae
Source: the annotation of a GenBank genome assembly
AUGUCCUUUGAACAAGCUUCAUCAUCAUUUUAUCAAAGUAGUUCCGAUGACGUAGUUGCCGACGGAUACGAUGUUGCAUAUGGUGGAGAUUUACAAGCUGGAUUAGGAGGCUAUUCAAGUUAUGAAGCAGCAUCUGCAGCAGAAUACGGAGCUGGAGCUGGUGAGGUAGUUCUAGGUGGUGGUGGGGGUAUUAGUGGUGAAUACUAUUCAUCAUCCAUUGGUGGUCUCGGUCUGCAAGGCGCUUCUGACGCAUUAUUAGUCAGUGGUGGUUAUAGUUCUGGCGCUCUUGAACAACAAGCAGCUUCCGUAGCAUCACAUUAUGCAGUUGAUGCUCAAGGUCUCUAUCAAGAUCCUAAUCCUCAAAUUAUUCGUCGACCAGCACCAGGUGGUCCACAAACAUAUACUCAAAGAGUUCAAGUUAGAUUUUUACAACCACCACCAGUUCCUGCACCAGGUCCUCUUAUCAUUAAAGAAGUUCGUCCACCUCAACCACCCCCACCACCACCACUUUUCAUUCGACAACGUCCACCACCACCACCUGUAUUACCACCUAUUGUCAUUCGUGAAGCUCCACCUAGAUUACCACCACCAGUACCCACACAAGUACUUACUAAGAUGCUUCCAGCAAUACCUGUACCACCUCGUUCAGUCAUUAUCGAACGUUUACCACCUCUUCCACCUAAACCACGUGAUGUUAUCGUUGAACGUUGGUUACCGUAUCGCGUUCAACAAAAACGCCGUGUUAUUAUCCAACGGGCUCCACCUCCAGUGCUUCCAAAACCACGCAAUAUCAUUAUUUAUUAUGAACCACCUAAGGCUCAGGUUGUUCGUCGAUUUAUCAAUAUGGGUGUUUCACGUGCUAAUCCAGUUGAAUAUGUUGCACGUUAUGGAACUCAAUUGGAAGAUUCUACCUCACUUAUUACACAUGCGCGACAAGCUGGUGUUGUUGAAGAUAUUACACCACCUGGUGGUGCAUUAGCUAGCUAUCAAGCAGCUGGUUAUGAAAACUAUCUAUCAGGUGGUCUUGGUGCUGGUGCUGCUGUAUACGGUGUUAGUGGUGGCCUUGCAGGAGUAGGAGGUGCUGGCUAUGAAAUCUCUGGCGAUCUUUCAACAGUUGGAGGUGCUGCUUAUACUUUAGGUGGUGGUGCUGGCUAUACUUUAGGUGGUGGUGCUGGCUAUAGUGUACUUGGUGGCGCUGGUGGUUACAGUAGCAGUUUUGAAUCAUCAACCGGUGAUUUGGGUCUUGCGGGUUAUACAACUGGUCUUGGUGGCGGUAGUGGCUAUGAAACAUAUUCAUCUGAACAAAUAUAUGGUUGA